AUGUCUCGCCGGGAGUCUCCGCCGCCGCCCUCGCCGCCUCCGCCGCCUCAGCUGCUGGGAGAGCGGGAGGACCGUCCGGAGCGCGCCGAGCCGCUGUCCGACGCCGAGCGGGAGAUCAUCCAGGACACGUGGGGGCUGGUGUACAAGAACUGCGAGGACGUGGGGGUGUCCGUGCUCAUAAGGUUCUUUGUGAACUUCCCGUCAGCCAAACAAUACUUCAGCCAGUUCCAGGACAUGGAGGACCCAGAGGAGAUGGAGCGAAGCAGCCAACUUCGGCACCAUGCCCGCAGAGUGAUGAACGCCAUCAAUACUGUGGUGGAGAACCUCCAUGACCCAGAGAAAGUGUCGUCAGUGCUGGCCCUGGUGGGGAAGGCCCAUGCUAUCAAACACAAGGUGGAGCCCAUGUAUUUUAAGAUCCUGAGCGGUGUGAUGCUGGAGGUGUUGGCUGAAGAUUUCCCUGAAUUCUUCACAGCAGAGGUGCAGAUGGUGUGGACCAAACUGAUGGGGGCAGUGUACUGGCACGUCACAGGGGCCUACACAGAGGUGGGCUGGCUCCAGGUCUCCAGCUCAGCAGUUUGAAUAAUCAACAAGAAGAGGAGGGUAAAGGAGUUUCUAAUGGACUUAAUGAAAUGAAAAAAGGAAAACGGUUUGGUCGUGAUCAUGUAAAAUGAGGAAGUAGACGAGUGUGUUUAAAGGAUUGUGUAGGGAUGGUUCCAUAGACAUGGAUGAGAUUAACGUGGUAAUCCGUGCAACUCU
Messenger RNA from Paralichthys olivaceus (Japanese flounder), 756 nucleotides. It is a transcript of the gene cygb2, whose product is annotated as cytoglobin 2. The record is from RefSeq and is a predicted model, not a curated record. NCBI's taxonomy places the organism in Eukaryota, Metazoa, Chordata, Actinopteri, Pleuronectiformes, Paralichthyidae. Gene Ontology annotation, biological process: oxygen transport. Gene Ontology annotation, molecular function: heme binding; oxidoreductase activity; iron ion binding.